AUGACCCUCCUUUAUGGUCUCUAUACAGGGAUGAAUAUAGACUUUGGAUCAGUUCUAUGGGCUCAGCUUAUUCAUAGUACUAUCUCAACCUCUCGUCACACUGAGAUUUCUUGCGCAAGGUUUUGGUCCCUGAUUGUUCGCAGGGCAAUUGUCAAACAAAACAUCCCAACGAUGCAGGAUAUCCUUGCUUUCACGAUUUCCACCCUUCAUACAACAUGGAUAAUUGUUGCCGAUGCUUCAAAAUUCUCAUUCAUUGGAUCUAUUCUAGAGGUCAUGUUUCGGGAUGUCCCUGCAUCAAGUAAGAUUUUGGAAGGGUUUCGCAAGCCCACACCUUCGGGGUUUCGUCCACUAACUCCAUAUAUGCAAGCUGCUAUUGAUGUUGUUGAUAAACCGAAGAAAGGAGGCAAGGGAUCUAAGAAAGGUGAAAAGAAAAUUGUUACUAAAGAAGGUCCAUCAGGUGCUACAAAACCUUCAUCUAAAAAGCGAAAGGCACCAGCAGCAUCUUUUGCUUCUACUCCAAAAAGAAGAAAGCACCCGGCUCGCAAACGAAAAACUCCUACACCAUCAGCACGCGAAGAGUCAGAUUUCGAGACUGAUUCAAAUGUUCGAAUUGAAGAAACUCAACUAGUUCGUAAUGAGGAGCCGACUGCGAACCCAGAGCCUUUAGUUCACAAUACAGAGGGUACUACGAACCAAGAGCUUCUUUCCUCCAAGUCUUCUUCCUCUGACGCCUAUUCAAAAGCCACAGUUGAGUCAUUGUUUGAGUGCAUAACGAAACAACAUGUUGCAAAUGCUGCAAAGAUGAACGCAGCAGUUUCGAAAUCUGCUGAUGUCCGCAAAUCCACGACCCAAAAAUUCAAUAAACUAAUCUCUAAAACGACUACUUUCAUGGAGAAUUACAUAACCACCUACAACAACAACAUUGCCUUUACGAAUGAAGCUCUUCAGAACUUGGGAGCAAUGUUCAAAACUGAGAAGAUCAACUUAGAGAAAAUUCAUACUGGAUUGCAGCAAGACCAUGCAUCGUUUUAA
This is a messenger RNA of Lactuca saligna, 1032 nucleotides long. Lineage: Eukaryota; Viridiplantae; Streptophyta; Magnoliopsida; Asterales; Asteraceae. The record is from the annotation of a GenBank genome assembly.